AUGCUGAAACAGGGCGACAGGAGACGGUCUUGGAGCUACAAGCCCUGGCACACCGUGGAGGAUGAGCACGAGCCCCACGCAGGGGACAGCCAACGCCGCAUCAGCUUCUGCUCCGAGAGAGCCCGUUCGGGCUCCCAGGCCAGCAUCCCACAGUGGCCGGAGGGCACCUAUAACUACUACAUCGACGACGAGGACAACGGGGUGGAGGAGGAGGAGCCGGGGCAGGACGAGCUCGCCGAGGAGGACCUGCAGCCAGAGGAGGCCACCACCCCUCCGCCGGCCGUCCGCAGCGCCAGCCCGACCCCGUCGUCCACGCUGAACGUGAACGUGGGCGGCCACAGCUACCGGCUGGACUACUGCGAGCUGGCCUGCCACCCCAAGACGCGCCUGGGCCGCCUGGCCACCUCCAGCAGCCGCAGCCGCCAGCUGGGCCUGUGCGACGACUACGAGGAGCAAAGGGACGAGUACUUCUUCGACCGCGACCCGGCCGUCUUCCAGCUGGUCUACAACUUCUACGCGUCGGGGGUGCUGCUGGUGCAGGACGAGCUGUGCCCGCGCAGCUUCCUGGAGGAGCUGGGCUACUGGGGCGUGCGGCUCAAGUACACGCCGCGCUGCUGCCGCAUCGCCUUCGAGGAGCGGCGCGACGAGCUGAGCGAGCAGCUCAAGAUCCAGCGCGAGCUGCGCGCCCAGGCGCAGGCCGAGGAGGCCGAGGAGCUCUUCCGCGACAUGCGCUUCUACGGGCCGCAGCGCCGGCGCCUCUGGAACCUCAUGGAGAAGCCCUUCUCGUCGGUGGCCGCCAAGGCCAUCGGCGUGGCCUCCAGCCUCUUCGUGCUCAUCUCCGUCGUGGCGCUGGCGCUCAACACCGUGGAGGAGAUGCAGCAGCGGGCGGGGCCGGGCGCGGGCGGCGGCGGCCUGCGGCCCCUGCUGGAGGACGUGGAGAUGCUGUGCAUCGCCUUCUUCACGCUCGAGUACCUGCUGCGCCUCGUCUCCACGCCCGACCUGCGGCGCUUCGCGCGCAGCGCCCUCAACCUGGUGGACCUGGUGGCCAUCCUGCCGCUCUACCUGCAGAUGCUGCUCGAGUGCUUCACGGGCGAGGACCAGCAGCGCGGCAAGACGGUGGGCAGCGUGGGCAAGGUGGGCCAGGUGCUGCGCAUCAUGCGUCUCAUGCGCAUCUUCCGUAUCCUCAAGCUGGCGCGCCACUCCACCGGGCUGCGCGCCUUCGGCUUCACGCUGCGCCAGUGCUACCAGCAGGUGGGCUGCCUGCUGCUCUUCAUCUCCAUGGGCAUCUUCUCCUUCUCUGCCGCCGUCUACUCCGUGGAGCACGACGUGCCCGGCACCAACUUCACCAGCAUCCCCCACUCCUGGUGGUGGGCUACGGUGAGCAUCUCCACCGUGGGCUAUGGAGACAUGUACCCGGAGACCCACCUAGGCAGGCUUUUUGCCUUCCUUUGCAUUGCUUUUGGGAUCAUUCUCAAUGGGAUGCCCAUUUCCAUCCUCUACAACAAGUUCUCUGAUUACUACAGCAAGCUCAAGGCUUAUGAGUAUACCGCCAUCCGCAGGGAGAGGGGGAAGGUGAACUUUAUGCAGAGAGCCAGAAAGAAGAUGGCUGAGUGUUUGGCUGGAAGCAUCUCACAGUCCACCCCGGAGCAACAGAAUUAA
Cynocephalus volans (Philippine flying lemur) is the source of this 1659-nucleotide messenger RNA. RefSeq names its product potassium voltage-gated channel modifier subfamily V member 2 (gene KCNV2). Lineage: Eukaryota; Metazoa; Chordata; Mammalia; Dermoptera; Cynocephalidae. Gene Ontology annotation, molecular function: voltage-gated potassium channel activity. Gene Ontology annotation, cellular component: voltage-gated potassium channel complex; membrane. Bases 1 to 1659 code for a protein of 552 amino acids. The transcript has 2 exons. The record is from RefSeq and is a predicted model, not a curated record. Gene Ontology annotation, biological process: potassium ion transmembrane transport; protein homooligomerization.